Syngnathoides biaculeatus (alligator pipefish) is the source of this 1931-nucleotide messenger RNA. RefSeq names its product electron transfer flavoprotein subunit beta (gene etfb). The record is from RefSeq and is a predicted model, not a curated record. Gene Ontology annotation, molecular function: electron transfer activity. Lineage: Eukaryota; Metazoa; Chordata; Actinopteri; Syngnathiformes; Syngnathidae. Bases 90 to 854 code for a protein of 254 amino acids. Gene Ontology annotation, cellular component: cytosol. The transcript is spliced from 7 exons.
UAACGCCGACUCCCUUUUGCGUGAAGGUUUACUUGCGGUGACUCGGUUACGUCCGCUGUCCACAACUUCAUUCCACCGGUUCGCUUACUAUGUCUGGUCGGGUCCUCGUCGGAGUCAAGCGGGUGAUUGACUAUGCAGUUAAGAUCCGGGUGAAGCCGGACAAGAGCGGCGUGGUGACCGAUGGCGUGAAACACUCAAUGAACCCUUUUUGCGAGAUCGCUGUUGAGGAGGCGGUCAAGCUGAAGGAGAAGAAGCUCAUUAAGGAAGUGGUGGCGGUGAGCUGCGGGCCACAACAGGCGCAGGAGACCAUCCGCACCGCCCUGGCCAUGGGAGCCGACCGCGGCAUCCACGUCGAGGUAUCUGGCAAGGACUACGACAACUUGGGACCGUUGCAGGUCUCUAAGAUCAUAGCUGCUUUGGCCAAGAAGGAGGAGGCUCAGCUUGUAAUACUUGGAAAACAGGCCAUCGAUGAUGACUGCAAUCAGACGGGACAAAUGACAGCAGCCCUCCUCGACUGGCCUCAGGGGACCUUUGCGUCAGAGGUGACGCUAGAAGGCGACAAGGUGAAAGUGGUGCGUGAGAUCGAUGGCGGCCUGGAAACCAUCAAGAUCAACACACCUGCCGUGGUCACCGCAGACCUCCGACUUAACACACCGCGCUACGCCACGCUGCCUAAUAUCAUGAAAGCCAAGAAGAAAAAAAUUGCCAACAUGAAGCCAGCCGAGCUGGGCGUGGAGCUGACGUCCCGGCUGGAGGUGCUGCAAGUGGACGAGCCUCCGCAGAGGCAGGCUGGCAUCAAAGUGGAGACUGUGGACGAUUUGGUGGGCAAACUCAAGGAGACGGGCAGCAUAUAACGUAGCCGGGAGGGUCUUUAAAAGCGUGUGGAGCUCAGAACACAGGAGCCAGGACAAGUACUGAGAAACACCAUCCUCCUGCACUGCUGCUGCAGAACCAUAUAACCUCCAUAUCUUGUUUUUUUUUUAGAUUUCACAUCUGUAUUAUAAACCAGAAAUUCACCUUAAGGCUCAGUACAGAAGCGUUAUGUUUUUAUCUGGUGAAUAAAAAUAAGGUACUAAACCUUUGCCUUUCCCACGCUUGCACAGUAAAUGAUUGUAAAUAUAGUAUACAGAGACGAGCAUGUCACAUAUGUAAGCAUUUUGUGCCGGAUUCCGGGACGGUCUCUCUCAGUACCAUCAGACUUUGAAAAUUUUACCACAAGCGCCUCAAUUGUACAUGAUCAUGACAAUAAAGAAACAUUUGUUUUCCAUUCUCAAAUACAACUGUGGUUGGUAUUUUCUGAUCAUUGCAAAGUGAGAACCCACGUCGGAUUUUGCAUUUGUCUCGAUGCAAAACAUAGUACGCACAUGGACAUUAAACCAUAUUUUAUUGAAUCAAAAUAAGGCAUUGUUAUCUGGAUUAUGUGUUUUAACAUGAUUAAAUUUAAAAAUGGCAGCACAUUUCGCUCCAGAAUUCCUUGACAGUCUUGAGAUUUCAUUGCCUCCUGCACGGAUUGCAGAGACCUUGUGCUAGAUUUAGCAAAGCAACUCCAAAACAGAACUUCCAGCAAUCUUUGUGACACCAGAGACCACAUUUUGCUCCAGAACCUCACGACAGAUUUGAAAAGUACUUGUGGCAUGCACUGAUUUGUGACACCCUGUGCCAAAUGCUGAAAAGCAGCCCCAGUGCAUAACAAUCUUGGCUCUGUGAGUGUCAAAUUUGCUGCAAGUUUGGCUGUAUCGUAUGCAGAAGGAGAUAAAAACUGAAACUGUACUGUGCAAGAUACAAUGAAAUUUAAAAUGUCCAGUAGGUCUACCACCUAUUUUUAUAUGCCCUGAUCCAAAACCUUAUUAAUCGCCGGUUGAAGGAGCUGAUACAUGCAAUCUGGAAAAGGCAUUAAAAAACUGACUAUUUUCAUGAGUGACCCGUAUGUU